Patiria miniata (bat star) is the source of this 3061-nucleotide messenger RNA. RefSeq lists its product as uncharacterized. The record is from RefSeq and is a predicted model, not a curated record. The coding region runs from base 239 to 2434 and encodes 731 amino acids. The transcript has 15 exons. NCBI's taxonomy places the organism in Eukaryota, Metazoa, Echinodermata, Asteroidea, Valvatida, Asterinidae.
CUAUAAAGUGCGCCACCGGGUACUCAUGCAGGCAGUUCACAGGCGCACUUCAACCAGAACAGAGCUCAUGUCGCACUCUACCCGCACUUCCCAGCACGUGUAGACCGAACGCUGACAGCUGUACACAUUGUCAUGCAAUAGGGAAUUCCUAUCCGCAACAUCAACUCGUAUACAACACAUACCAAGAUCAGCAUCUUCGGUUUUGUUUUGGUUUGUUUGCGAGGAUAGCAUACUGAAGAUGGAGGCUUUUCGAUCGAACGGCUCCUGCCCAAAGCAGGCACUUCUCAGCUACGUCAACAACAAUGUCAUUGGAGGAGAGGCGAAGUUCCGUGGUCCGUUUGGACAGAGAAGGGUGAUAUAUUGCGAUUACACAGCUUCUGGAAGGCCUCUUCGAUGCAUUGAGAACUACAUCAGCGAGCACGUCUACACCAUGUACGCCAACACUCACACCACAACUACUGUGACCUCCAAGCAAACUACGCAGUUCAGGCACGAAGCCAGGGAAUUGAUCCGAGGUUGCGUGAACGCGACCGAAGAUGACGCAGUGAUUUUCACGGGCAGCGGCUCCACUGGGGCCAUACACAAACUCCUCAAUGCUAUGGAACUACACGGGGAAAAAGCAAAAAGGACGAUGGUGUUGGUGGGUCCGUUCGAACAUCACUCCAACAUCCUACCAUGGCGAGAGAGCGGAGCUAGGGUUGUGCGGAUCCAACAGACGCCUCAGGGGCUGGUAGACCUGACUGACUUGGAGUCUAAGCUCCAGACGUACUGCCAAGAGUACGAUCUGAUCCUAGGCUGCUUCUCAGCCGCAUCCAACGUCACCGGUAUCAUCACCGACACCAAGCCGGUGGCGGCGCUCUUGCAUCACUACGGAGCUCUCUCCUUCUGGGACUACGCUACGGCAGCGCCGUAUUUGGACAUUGAUAUGAAUCCAGAAGAAUCUAGACCAGACUGGGACUGCUCGAAGGAUGCCGUAUUCAUAUCCACACACAAAUUCGUCGGAGGCGUCGGGACACCAGGACUUCUGGUUGCUAAGAAACGCCUCUUUGUUAACAAAGUCCCUCACGGAGCUGGCGGGGGCACCGUUGCAUAUGUGUCACGUGACAUGUACCACUAUCUACGGGAUAUUGAGGCGAGGGAGGAAGGCGGCACUCCGGCUAUCGUAGAAUCCAUCCGCGCUGGGCUGGCCUUCCAGAUAAAACACGCCGUGGGCGUACACCACAUCGAGGAGCGGGAGGAGCAGCUAGCAAGAUACGCGUUCGCGAGGUGGCAAUCCAACGAGAACCUUCUCAUCCUCGGCAACAAAGACGUGUCCCGUCUCCCCAUCUUCUCCUUCUUGAUCAGGCAUCCGCAGACGGGCAAAUUCCUGCAUCACAACUUCGUCUCCGUCCUCCUCAACGACCUCUUUGGCAUCCAGGCUCGAGGCGGGUGCGCAUGCGCGGGUCCCUACGCCCACGAUCUUUUGGGCAUUUCGGAAGACAGUGCCGUCAAGUUUUACGAUCUCAUCCGCGAGGACAGGAGAAACAUGUGUAAUGAGGAGCCGGCUGAGGCAGUCCGGCCGGGGUUCGUUCGCAUCAAUCUCCCGUACUUUGCCACUGAGGAGACUAUCGAUUACAUCGUAUCGGCAAUCGACAUGGUCGCUACUCACGGCUGGAAGCUACUACCACAGUACCGGUUCGAUCUGAAGAGCGGUGCAUGGACCCACCGCGUCGGUGUCAGGGGCAAGGGCCCCGGCUUAUCGAGCCUGAAUGACAUCUGUUACGACCAGGGUUUCAUGGAGAUUGCCUCGGACGACUCCGAGGACCAGUGUCUCGGCCAGACCAGGCUAGCUCACUACCUGGAGGAAGUACGGGCGCUCUUUGAGCAAGCCGUGGAGGAUAACUUGGUGUUUGACGCUCUACAAGAUCCCGAGGUCCAACUCAGCGAACCUUACCAAGAUUUCCUCUGGUUCGUCCAGCCGCGCGAGGCGGCCGUCUGCCUGAACGAUGCCUGGCAGCAGCAGUUCCAACUGACCCUGAAGGGCGGCUACUUCUUCGUGAUCGACGAUGGCUUCUUGGAGACUGAGUCUGAGGAAGUCAUGGGCGGUUACGAGGAGUCUCUGGUCCCGGAAAUGGACCAAGAGGAUGCCGCCACCGUUCCGUAUCAGGAGCUGCCCCAGUACGGUUACUCCGAGAGUUUCCUCGCUGGCAGCGAAGAUGUGGCGGUGGUGCCCGGGGACGACGCCGCGUCAGACCCGUUCAGUUUCAACGGCGACAUGGAGAUGUAUACGGGGAAUCUCACUUCCACUUACGACUUCAUCAAACUGGGUCACGGUGGGGAAUUCGAACCAGGUGAAAAGCCCAGAUCCAGGCAUCCGUCUCUAUGUCGUGCCUUCUCGAACGAAAGUGGUUACACCAGCGAUAGGGAGGAAUUUCCAUACGUGAACGCCGUUUGACAGCGCAUGAUACGAGACGGUAAAACCGAUGAAGUAUUUUCACGCAUCACAGUGGACAUGUGUUUUUCUGGUUUAGAACUGAAACAUGACUUCGUAAGUUGAGCCUAAAAAAUUCACUUUAAAGGAGGAGGGACUAAUUCCUACUUAAGUGUAUAGUCACAUUAACAUUUUGGGAAACAGUUGCACCGCAAUAUUAAUCUCUUUGUAUUUGUAUAAAUAUAUAUAUACAUAAGUCAUAAUUCAGCUGUAACAUUUGGUGAUAUUGCAUGCUUUCAAUACUUCUAACUUAUUUUACUCUCAGUACUUCAACAGUAAAUCCGUUCUGGUCAAUAACUGACUGCGUGUUUGUUUAUAUUUACUAUUCUCUGGUAAGUGAGUGAAGACUGUUUAAAGUAAUUUAAGAAUUCAGAUGAUAGAUUUCGACUACAGAUGAUCUUAAAAAGUAUUCAACGGAAGUUUUCUGGGAAUGAAAAGUUUGGAUGGAAAAUGAUGGAAAUUAGUGAUAUUUCUUGUGAAUUAAAUUUGGAUUUGGGGUCUUGUUGCAUCUUAGCCAAUGAAAUACAAUUUGUGAAUUACUUUCUUGCCACAGGGAUACUAAGAAAUAAAACAUGACUUAUAAUCAACUUA